AAUCCCCUAUGCGUACUGCCUCUUCCAAGAGAUCAGGUCCUUAAAGGUGUAACAGUACUCCUUCUGGCCCGCUCCUCGCCCCGACCCGGGCUCGAACCAGGGACCCUCUGCACAUAACUGACACCCUACGAAGCAUCCAUUACCUAUCGAUCCACAAAAAAGCCACAGCCCUUGCUGAGCAAGGAAAGCAACAACUUCAAGGUCUCAGAGCAAGUGACAUCACCGAUUGAAAUUGGCCAUUGAGAGGCUUUGAAGCCACCCGUCGGCCAUAUUGCCUCUGCCCAGUAGGAGCAGUCCUCCAUAGGAAUUAAUGGAAUUCUACAAUAUUUCAAUUAAGUGUUCGAAGGACAAAAUGACAUGUAUUUAAGUAUUUUUGCAGAGAUUUGUUUUGUCCCCGCGGUACAGACGGCUAUUGGUCCGCUAAUACAGGACUAGUAAAGGACCAUUAAAUUACUUAAAAAAAUAAAAUAAAAUAAAGAAAUAACCAAUUCAUCACCGCAGCUAUGUUUCUAUCCAUCGAACGUUCUAACGUUGCUAUGGGCACAGCCAAACAAUGGAAGUGAUGGAUUCCAUUUCCUCUUUACUUCCUAUGGCAAACAUGCCACAGUACAUUAUUUGAAUGAGUCAAUUUCUAAGUAAAGAAGUAUGUGUAUUAAUAUCAUUCAAGUUAGCUAACGUUACCGUCCCAAAGGUGUCCGAUGGGGUUGAGUACGGCCCCUGUACAGGCCUGUCAAGUUCUUCCACACCGAUCUCGACAAACCAUUUCUGUAUGGACCUCGCUUUGUGCACGGGGGCAUUGUCAUGCUGAAACAGGAAAGGGCCUUCCCCAAACUGUUGAAAGCACAGAAUCGUCUAGAAUGUCAUUGUAUGCUGUAAAGAUUUCCCUUCACUAGAACUAAGGGGCCUAUUCCGAACCAUGAAAAACAGCCCCAGACCUUUAUUCCUCCUCCACCAAACUUUACAGUUGGUACUAUGCAUUGGGGCAGGUAGCGUUCCCUGGCAUCAGCCAAACCCAGAUUCGUCUGUCAGAUUGCCAGAUGGUGAAGCCUGAUUCAUCACUCCAGAGGACGCGUUUCCACCGCGCCAGAGUCCAAUGGCAGCGAGCUUUAUACCACUCCAGACGAUGCUUGGCAUUGCGCAAGGUGAUCCUAGGCUUGCGUGCGGCUGCUCGGCCAUGGAAACCCAUUUUAUGAAGCUCCCGACAAACAGUUCUUGUGCUGACGUUGCUUCCAGAGGCAGUUUGGAACUCGGUAGUGAGUGUUGCAACCGAGGACAGACGAUUUUUUUUACGUAAUACGCGCUUCAGCACUCGGCGGUCCGUGAGCUUGUGUGGCCUACCACUUCGAGGCUGAGCCGUUGUUGCUCCUAGACGUUUCCACUUUACAAUAACAUCACUAACAGUUCACUUGGGCAGCUCUAGCAGGGCAGAAAUUUGACAAACUGACCUGUAGGAAAGGUGGCAACCAAUGACAGAGCUCUUCAGUAAAGGUCAUUCUACUGCCAAUGUUUGUCUAUGGAGAUUGCAUGGCGGUGUGCUCAAUGUUACACACCUGUCAGCAACGGGUGUGGCUGUAAUAGCCAAAUCUACUCAUUUGAAGGAGUGUCCACAUACUGCUGUAUAUAUAGUGUAGGUCGAGAGUUUUUUUUUUCUUCGGCUUCCCCAGUCAUUUCACCCACGCGCCGCUACUGGAUGUGACAGAGUUAAUAAACCUAAGUUUGUAGACAACAAAAAUCAUUAUACCUGGGCUAAAACACAGUGAGUACACAAUAUCAAGUGAGCAUCACAAUUAAAAUGUAAAAUGCAGUGAUGCAGGGUAAUUUGGAGAAAAACCCCUGCUCAAACGUCCUGCUUUGAACGUCCCUGUGCCUGACUAUGCAACCAUUUGGAUCCGUUUGUAUCUACAGUGCAUUCUACAACUUGAUUGGAUUCCAACAGUGGUAAAUGCAAUUGAUUGGACAUGAUGUGGAAAGGCUCACACCUGUCUAUAUAAAAAAAAAAAAGGUCCCACAGUUGACAGUGCAUGUUAGAGAGAAAAAAACAAGCCAUAGGGGUGGAAGGAAUUGGCCGUAGAGCUCCGAAACAGAAUUGUGUGAAGGCACAUAUCUGGUGAAGGGUAACAAAACAUUUCUGAAGCAUUGAAAGGCCAAGAAUACAGUGGCCUCCAUCUUUGGCCCGAAUGCCAAGCGUCACGUCUGGAGGAGACCUGGCACCAUCCCUACGAUGAAGCAUGGUGGUGGCAGCAUCAUGCUGUGGGGAUGUUUUUCAGGCUGAUAAGCUUCUGAAGGCGCUCAGGGAACAUUUCCAACAACAACAAACGCAGGAAGAUGUUGCCGUGGACCAGGGAGAUGAGACUGGUGUUGACUCACAGGAUAACACGGUUAACAGCAACUCAACUCAGGAUGAAAACAAUUCAGCACUGGUUGAUGAGAUGUCGCCAAAACCUUCAGCUCAGGAGUUUGUGACCAAACGUCGUGGUAGACGGCAACCGAAAAUGAGGAAGGAGCCUGAAGAUGAGGAGGCAGAGCGUGAACCUGCCAAAGCGCCACUCACCCCAGCUGAGGUUGUUAACAAGGUGACUGAAUCCAUCAUCGCCAAAGGGAGUGGCAAGAGAAGGAGAGUGUCUGCUGCUAAGGAUUCUGGGGUGGCUGUGCCUGAACACAAAGUUGCAGCAGUGAUGUUUGGAGUGGGACAGAAAGUGGCGAAACCCGUAGGAAGGAUCCCUCGCCACGAGGGUCUCCUGAAGAGGACGAUGUUAAAGCCUACUACACCGAACUUCAGGAAGCUCCACGAGGCGCAUUUCAAAAAGAUGGAGUCGAUUGAUUCGUACGUGGAAAGGAAGACCAAGAAAAUGGAUUCGUUCAGAAAUUCAGUGAAUGAAUUGAAGGUUCUUUCAGAUAAGACUCUUUUGACACCAACUGAAGGAAAAACUCAAACAAGCUUAACCUCGAGCCGCGCCUCCCUGUUCAGCCCUGCAUCCCAGAAACCAGCUACAGACAGACGCAGAGUCUCAGCCAGAAAACCCGCCCAGAAGGACACGGUUGUCCCGUUCAGACCCACAGUCCUGUCCACACGCCGGAUCAACGUUCGGUUCUCUCAAGCUACUCAGGAUAAUGAGCACAAGAAAACCAUGGUGAAGACGCCAGCACGCAUGGCACCCCGCAUGGACCUCCUCACUCCUGGGAAAGAGACUACAUUUGGAGGGAAACCUGAAGUCAACAAGACCUUUGUUCUCUCCAAUGCUAAGACACCAGCAUUUGUGUUUACUGCAAACACCAGUGUUCUUUCUAACUGUCCUGAAACCAACAAGAAGGCCAACUUUGAUCUGAAGGCCAGUCUCUCUAAGACUCUCACCUAUAAGCCUCAUAAGGGAAAGCUGAAGCCAUUCAUGGUGGCCAAAGAGAACACAGUGGACCAGUCUCAGACCGUUCCCACACACCAGAAGAACUACAAACAGCAUCCGGUUCAGGCAAGGGAGGAAAGGAGGACAAAACAUACUGAAGUCAGGAAGCAGAAGAAAGAGAAGAUGCUUGGAGCCAGACGAGGCCUCGUCAUCACCUGAUUUAUUCUAUACUUACUUUUGCUCUUGUGAAGUUUAUUUUCUUGUCAUUUCAGACCUGCUGAUUUGAUGCCUGUCUCACUUUACCCUUUUUCUCUACUUUGACUGUCAGUUCCAACCGAGUUUUUUUGAUUGUUCGUUUUUUAGAUUCACUUAUAACAACGUUUAAUAAGUGUUUUUUUAUUAACUUUAGUAUGGUACAAAUAAUGUUUUUCAUAUUUUGUAUACCUGUGUCGUUUUUGUAGACAUUUACAUUACAUUUUAGUCAUUCACGCUUCGAACACAACGACCGUGUCCUUGGCUUACUAGCCCCCUUAAGCAAAAUGGUACGCAGCAUCAUCUGGUUAUGUAUGUAACAAAAGGUCAACAUUCUCCUUCUGCUACUAUUUCUGUCGACAACAUACAGUUUGAAAAAUACAACGUACACACCACACCGCAACGCUGCAAGGCAAACGCAGUGUUUUCAUUGGAAAUUAAUGUAAUUCUUGUGUACCAAAAUGCAAUGCCUGCUGUUGGUGCAUAUGCAGAUGGUCUUAUCCGGAGCGACUUUUCCGGGGGCGAUUUUAUUUUUUUUUUUUUAUUUUUUUUUUUUGGUAUGUUAUUUCCCCCCCCCAUCUCCGUGCUGACUC
Molecule: messenger RNA, 4186 nt
Organism: Salvelinus fontinalis (brook trout)
Lineage: Eukaryota; Metazoa; Chordata; Actinopteri; Salmoniformes; Salmonidae
Product: nucleolar and spindle-associated protein 1-like
Exons: 12
Coding region: 2229-3560 (443 amino acids)
Biological process (GO): mitotic cytokinesis; mitotic chromosome condensation; establishment of mitotic spindle localization
Cellular component (GO): microtubule; mitotic spindle; nucleolus
Molecular function (GO): microtubule binding
Source: RefSeq, a predicted model, not a curated record